CCUCCCCGUGCGGAUCUCCAGCCUGGGGGGAAGAGCCGGCCAAUGCUAAUGAGCGAGUUGCCGGGCGAGACAGGAACUUCUUUCCCGGUCUCUGUCUCAGGAGCGCAGAAAUUAUGCCCCUUCUCUCACCAUGAGCUGGCUCUCCAGUUCCCAGGGAGUGGUGCUAACUGCCUACCACCCCAGCGGCAAGGACCAGGCCGUGGGGGGCAGCCAUGCCAAGGGAGGGGAGGAAGCCACCUCGAGUGGCAAAUAUGGCCAAUACACUAUGAACCAGGAAAGUACCACCACCAAAGUUAUGGAGAAGCCUCCAUUUGAUCGAUCAAGUUCCCAGGAUUCUUUGGAUGAACUGUCUAUGGAAGACUAUUGGAUAGAACUAGAAAACAUCAAGAGAUCUAGUGAAAACAGACAAGAAGCUCAAGAGGUGGUUGUCGUCAAAGAGCCUGAUGAGGGAGAAUUGGAAGAAGAGUGGCUUAAAGAGGCCGGUUUGUCCAAUCUCUUCGGAGAGUCUGCUGGAGACCCACAGGAAAGCAUGGUGUUUUUAUCAACACUGACCCGGACCCAGGCAGCAGCAGUUCAGAAACGAGUAGAGAUGGUCUCCCAGACCUUGAGGAAAAGAAACAAACAACACCAGAUUCCUGACGUCAGAGACAUAUUUGCUCAACAGAGAGAAUCAAAAGAAACAGCUCCAGAUGGCACUGAAUUGCAGUCACUUAGAACAAAUGAAAACAAAUACCAAGGAAGAGAUGACCAGGCAUCUAACCUUGUUGUUGAUGAAAAGAAGCUGAACCUACCUGAGAAGACACCUGCCUCUGAAAGAGACAUCAACCUGGAGGUAUCAUUUGCCGAGCAAGCAUUCAAUCAGAAAGAGAGCUCCAAGGAGAAAAUCCAGAAGAGCAAAGGCAAUGAUGCCACGUCACCUAAUUUCAGAGUGCCAAAAGACAAAACGGGUACCACAAGGAUUGGUGACCUCGCAUCCCAGGACAUGAAGAAAGUUUGCCCUUUAGCCCUAAUUGAGCUGACGGCCCUCUAUGAUGUAUUGGGUAUUGAGUUGAAACAACAAAAAGCUGUGAAAAUCAAAACAAAAGAUUCUGGUCUUUUUUGUGUUCCACUGACAGUGUUGUUAGAACAAGAUCAGCGGAAAGUACCAGGAACUCGAAUACCCUUGAUCUUUCAAAAACUGAUUUCUCGAAUUGAAGAGGGAGGUUUGGAAACUGAAGGCCUCUUACGAAUCCCUGGAGCUGCCACUAGAAUCAAGAAUCUUUGCCAAGAACUAGAAGCAAAGUUUUAUGAAGGGACUUUUAAUUGGGACAGUGUCAAACAGCAUGAUGCCGCCAGCCUGCUGAAGCUCUUCAUUCGGGAGUUGCCCCAGCCAUUGCUCAGUGUGCAAUAUCUCAAAGCCUUUCAGGCUGUCCAGAAUCUUCCAACCAAGAAUCAGCAACUACAGGCCUUGAACCUUCUUGUCAUCCUCCUACCUGAUGCAAACAGGGACACGCUGAAGGCCCUUCUUGAAUUUCUCCAAAGAGUAAUAGAUAAUAAAGAAAAAAAUAAAAUGACGGUCAUGAAUGUAGCAAUGGUCAUGGCCCCGAAUCUCUUUAUGUGUCAUGCAUUGGGGUUGAAGUCCAGUGAACAGCGAGAGUUUGCAAUGGCAGCUGGGACAGCACAUACCAUGCACUUACUGAUUAGUUAUCAAAAACUUCUGUGGACGAUUCCCAAGUUUAUUGUAAACCAAGUGAGGGAGCAAAACUCGGGAAAUCACAAAAAGGAUAAAAGAGCCAUGAAGAAAUUGCUGAAGAAAAUGGCUUAUGACCGAGAAAAAUAUGAAAAGCAAGAUAAGAGUGCAAAUGAUGCUGACGUUCCUCAGGGAGUGAUUCGAGUACAAGCUCCCCAUCUUUCGAAAGUUUCCAUGGCAAUACAGCUAACUGAAGAACUAAGAGCCAGUGAUGUACUUGCCAGGUUUCUCAGCCAAGAAAGUGGGGUUGCCCAGACUCUCAAGAUAGGAGAAGUUUUUCUGUAUGAAAUUGGAGGAAAUAUUGGGGAACGCUGCCUCGAUGAUGAUACUUACAUGAAGGAUUUAUAUCAGCUUAACCCAAAUGCUGAGUGGGUUAUAAAGUCAAAGCCAUUGUAGAGGAUGUAACAAGCUGCAGAUAACCAUGUGGACUUCUGUAAUAAUUCUUGCUGAGUCAAAAGUGUAGAUAAAAGAAAUGGCAGGACUCUUAUGAUGCAGCUGUACCCACCUAUUUAAGAGUGACUCUCUGAAGCCUUAAAAAGUCAUAGAUUUGUGCUGCUGCCAGAAUGAUAUUAAUUAUUAUUAAUGUUAUUAGAAAAAAAACUUCUGGAGUGAGAGUAAUGAGGCUUAAUUAGCUUAUGAACAGUUGUCAUAUGCUCUGUGGAAUGUGUCCAGAUGUGAUGUUGUUUUUUAAAAUAUGUGAAAAUAUAUUCUCUUCCCAUUUGCUAAAAUCAUAUAUACUGUAAUAUAUGCUCUCUCACCUCUAUUACCUCUUCACAUCUGCCCUUUGCCAGUUAGGUUUGCUUUUUGACCAAAGAGAUAACAAAUACAAGAUAUGGCAAAUUGUGAAAACAGCACAUUAAAACAUACCUAAUUUCACAGUAUUCCUGUCAUGACAGAAUGUUAGUAUUCAUCUCUGAAUCAUUUGCUCAAAUAAUAACAUUCCACCUUCUCCUGCUGUAUCACGGGAGGUGAUUUGCAUUUUUUUUUUCAGUUCAUCUGACUUAUGUGCACCGAACUGUAUCAGCGAUCAAGAAAAUAGGAGUCAGAAGCUGCCGGUUAUUACUGAACCGUUAAAUACUUAUAUACUAAGGAUAAAUAAAAUAUACCUAUGUGAAAUAAUAACUGGAUUAUGGAUAACAACAGUGAAAGCCAAAGAACUUUCUGUCUACUGUAUUCUUCUAAAUGGAAUUUUAAAAGUCAUAGCUGGCUUUACGUGUUGUCAUAUUAGCAUUAUAAAUAUGCAUGAGAGUAUAAUCCAGUAAUGGCUGAAGAAUGUAUUUUACUAAAGAGGGAUUUAAAAAAAAAAAAAAAAACUCCUGAAUAAGUCUACUGGAAGAGUUAUUCUUCUGAGUGAAUAAGCUUUUGUUUGUGUUCUUAUUUUAAAUAAUUGAAGUCAAUUUAUUAAAAUGUUGUGGAAAGUACUAUUCCCAGGGAUUUUAAUGCACAAACCAUAGUGUGACAAGAGAUGAGCCUCUGUACUGUAAAUAAAAGAAAUGAAAUAGAGAAAUGUUAAAUAUUUUAUGAGUUUAGAAUGUAGUAAAUAAAAGGUGAUGUUAAUGAAUGCUGCACAAAUGGUGUUUAUACGAUACUUUGAGUAGUACUUUAGGAAAAUCACACGUUCUCAGAAGCUCUUGAUAUCUCUAAUUGGGUGGGGGAAUGCUGUUAAUGAGAACAGUCAUAAAUUUUUAGCAUAUAAUUACAAGAACAGCCUGUGGAUAUGAUCACUUAAAUAAUUUUGUGGUGAUUCGUGCCAUUGAUUUUUUAUUUAAAAGAAAAUUUUGUAAUUAAAUGCCUUUUUCUAAAUUA
Messenger RNA from Saimiri boliviensis boliviensis (Bolivian squirrel monkey), 3535 nucleotides. It is a transcript of the gene ARHGAP18, whose product is annotated as Rho GTPase activating protein 18. Gene Ontology annotation, biological process: regulation of actin filament polymerization; regulation of small GTPase mediated signal transduction; signal transduction. Gene Ontology annotation, cellular component: cytoplasm. Gene Ontology annotation, molecular function: GTPase activator activity. Lineage: Eukaryota; Metazoa; Chordata; Mammalia; Primates; Cebidae. The record is from RefSeq and is a predicted model, not a curated record.